Messenger RNA from Alternaria hordeiaustralica, 1263 nucleotides. RefSeq lists its product as uncharacterized. NCBI's taxonomy places the organism in Eukaryota, Fungi, Ascomycota, Dothideomycetes, Pleosporales, Pleosporaceae. Bases 1 to 1263 code for a protein of 420 amino acids. Gene Ontology annotation, molecular function: nucleic acid binding. The record is from RefSeq and is a predicted model, not a curated record. The transcript has 5 exons.
AUGGCCACCGUAACCAUAGGCAAAUCCUAUUUCGACGCUCUUCUACGCAAGGCUGAAUUUGUCUGUACCCCCCCAGGCAGUAGCUAUGUGUCUGGCUUCGGUAGAGCUGACUCUUAUCAACAGCAUACUUCCAACCAGCCUGUCAGCUACGGCACUGAUCUCUCUGACAAUGUCACCAUUAGCAAGGCAGAACAUGAGUACAUGACCCAAGCAGUGCGAGAGUACCACCUUCUCAAAAGCGCUCUAUUCCGUGGAGGCCUGACGAACGAGACCCUGGAUACACUGCUGCAGGGCGAGAAUGGGGCUUCGAACGAAGAACCGUCUAGUUACGAUUAUGAAUCGCAACACGCAAAUACAAGAUUGCAGGCUACUCCUGUAGCAGCGCCUACGUCAGCUCGCUACCCAAAAGAGUCCGACUAUACCUCUGCCAGCCACGGACUCCACCCUAGACCUUCAGCAUCGUUCCGUCGAGUCGUCAGCUAUGGGGAAUCCGAGUCUUUCACCGGCGACCCAGACAGCCCACCCGACGAAUAUGACGAUAUAAACCGUGGAUCAGCCCAGCGUAUACCGCUCCACGAUCAACGCACUGUGCUAAUCACCAACCUUUCUGAGCGUACGACACAUAAGGACCUGGCCGGCAUUGUCCGUGGCGGCAGACUGCUGGACAUAUUCCUCCGCAAUGACCGAUCUGCAACGGUAUCCUUCAUUGAAGGAGCUGCCGACUUCCUUGCUUAUGCUAAGCGUAAUGACAUAUAUCUGCACAUGAAGAGGCUUGAAUUCCGUUGGAGCGACCGACAAUUCCACGUACCACCGCACGUGUCCAACAAGAUCGCCGGCGGCGCUACGCGAAACCUUGUUGUCCGAGGCGUUGCAGGCAAGGUCACUACAGAUCAGAUCCGUGACCAUCUCGAUCACAUCCACAACCUCAUCGUGGUAGACGUCUACUUCAAAAAUGGCGAUGCGUACAUCUCGACCAACUCUAUCCACAACGCUCUGUUCGCCAGGACCUGCAUGAUGUCGCGUACUGUAUACAAGGGCAUGCGCAUCGAGUACUAUCCGGAUGAAUGCGCUGGACCGCUACCUCAGCCCAAAAAGGCCCACACUCCCGUCACUCGCAUGCCUAUGAAGCCUGCACCUGUGGUCAACCAGUAUGCUCUUCUGGAUACCGGCUCCGACGAUGGGUCAGAGUCUGAAGAGGAGUUGUACAGGACCAACGGUGUGCAAGUCGAUGGUUACCAUUGGGCUGACAGUGUAGUAGCAUGA